GUUCCCUACAAUAAUUUCUAUCAUCCAUCUUCCUCUCUUCCUGAAAAAAUCUUGUGUGAAUUGAAUUCCAUCAUCUCCUUUUUAUUGAAUUCCAAGCCAGAGUUCUUUCUCUUUUAGUUUUGAUAUUUUUGGCACACACUAGAAAUGGUGGAGUUCAAGAACAUCAUGAAGAGAAUGUGGAUGUUUAGUCUCUGAUCUUUCCUUUCUUCAAUCCCUUCAAAUUUUUCUCCUUUUGCGUAAUGGAAGGUAUGUUCAUCAUCAUCAUAAUCAACAAACAAAGCAACAUAGCAGGUUCUUCAGAAAGGUUCCAUCUCCACAAACUCUCUUUUUGGUUUGCACCAACCACUCGUCCACCUGGUUUCCUCAAGUGACAACAACUAAACUAGUCUUCUCUACAAAGAUUCAAGUCAAUGGUUUACUCCUUUUAUAACUCCAAUGAUUUUUCUUCCCCCGGCUACGAUGUUUCGAGGUUGAUUAGUCCUUCUUUGCAUGACUAUGGAGCUUCCUAUGGUGUUUUGGAACCAUCACAUGCAUUGAUUUUGGAGAGUGAAAAGAUAGAGCAAGUGAAUAAUGGAUCAGAAGAUGCAAGGGUAGGAAAGAAUUAUGAGAACUCUGAUGCAAAAGCCUUGGCUGCUUUGAAGAAUCACAGUGAAGCUGAGAGGAGGAGGAGGGAGAGAAUCAAUGGUCAUCUUGCAACUCUACGAGGUCUUGUUUCCUCCACUGACAAGAUGGACAAAGCAACAAUAUUAGCAAAAGUCGUUAGCCAAGUGAAGGAAUUGCAGAGGAAUGCAAUGGAAGCAAGUAAAGGUCUUCUAAUCCCAACAGAUUUUGAUGAAGUUGAAGUUGAACCAUAUGAAGAUCAUAGAUCCAUGUCAUACAAGGCAUCCAUCUGCUGCGAUUACCGGCCGGAGAUUCUCUUCGACCUGCGACACACACUUGAUGCCCUUGAACUGCAACUGGUGAGGGCAGAGACAUCAACCUUAGAAGGAAGAAUGAAAAAUGUGUUUGUGUAUAGAUGUUGCAAAGGGAAAGGUGACAAUAAUAACACCGAGGCAUGUCAAGCUCUUGCGAGAAAUGUUCAAAAGGCACUGAGUCGUGUAAUAGAUAAGGCUUCUAAUGCACUUGAGUACUCACUCAGAGCUUCACUUCCAUGUAAGAGGAGAAGAAUCUGCUUGCUCGAGAAUUGAAUCAUUCACUUCAUUUCACCAUCCAACCAUGAAUCUUUUCGUGUUCAUUAGCAUGCUGUAUUAUAUCAUAUUAAUUUCUUUUUUGGGCAUGUUAUUUGGAUUUAAUGCCCUACGUAUAAAUAAGUGUUUGGUCUUUGGUGUUUAA
Molecule: messenger RNA, 1332 nt
Organism: Arachis duranensis
Lineage: Eukaryota; Viridiplantae; Streptophyta; Magnoliopsida; Fabales; Fabaceae
Product: putative transcription factor bHLH107
Exons: 2
Coding region: 411-1187 (258 amino acids)
Biological process (GO): regulation of DNA-templated transcription
Molecular function (GO): protein dimerization activity; DNA-binding transcription factor activity
Source: RefSeq, a predicted model, not a curated record